GGCUGGAGGCGCGGGCCGGGGGCGGCGGCGGCGGCGCGGCGGCUCGGGCGUCGGGGGACGCGGCGGGCGGCCGCCUCGGAGUGAAGUUCAGGGGCGCCCCGGGCGCGGACGCGCGCAGGUCCGCUCGGCGCUGGCCCCCGCCGCCCGUGGCCCGGGACCCCCCCCCGCGGAGCCGCUUCUGUUUACUUUCGGUCGAGUUUUUCCUGCUCAGGGCAGGUGCCCAGGGCGGCUCCCGGCGGGCAGUUCCGCGCGGCGCCCGGCGCCUCUCUCCCCGCAUCGCCGUCCCCGGGAGGUGCUGGUCGGGCGACCGGGGGCGAGCGGCAGCCGCCGCGUCUCCAGGCGCGCUCACGGGCGUCCCGUUUGUGCCCAGGUGAUGACCGCGGCGGCAUGGAGUUCCCGGAGCACGGCGGGCGGCUGCUGGGCCGCCUGAGGCAGCAGCGCGAGCUGGGCUUCCUGUGCGACUGCACCGUGCUGGUGGGCGACGCGCGCUUCCCAGCCCACCGCGCCGUGCUGGCCGCGUGCAGCGUCUACUUCCAUCUCUUCUACAGGGAGCGGCCGGCGGGCAGCCGCGACCCGGUGCGGCUCAACGGCGACAUCGUCACGGCGCCCGCCUUCAGCCGUCUGCUGGACUUCAUGUACGAGGGCCGCCUGGACCUGCGCAGCCUGCCCGUUGAGGACGUCCUGGCCGCGGCCAGCUACCUGCACAUGUACGACAUCGUGAAGGUCUGCGCGAGCAGGCUCAGGCAGAGGGGCCGCGCGCCGGCGCCGGAGACGCCCGCUCCCGGGGCGGAGCCGCCAGGCCGGCCCCCGUGUCCCCUGUCGGCCUGGACCCCCGAGCUCUGUCCAGCUGCCCGGAAGGCCAGGCUCCCUCCCGCUGGGGUCGAGGCCCCCCGCCCCCCGCUAGCGCUGGGGCCUCCCGCCGGGCAGGGCCCUGGCGAGCCAGACCGGGCUCUGGACCUGUCGCUGAAGCCCGGCUCAAAGCGGGAGCCAGCCCACCCGGCCCAUGUCCUCCGGACAGGCCCCUGCAGCCAGAUGCAGCAAGGGGCCCGGCGGCUAACGAAGGAUGAGCCGGACUCACCGUCCGAGCAAGAGGACGGCAGCGGCCCUCGGAGCCCGCCCGGCACCCCGCAGCCAGCCUGCGUUCCUGCAGCCACGUGCCUGGCAGGGGACUUGGAGCCACUGCCAGUCAGUGAGGUGGGCCGUGGGGACCUGGAGCUGGAUGCGGAGAGGGGGGCCAUCGCGGAUGAGCUGGGGCCCGGCGGGCACCUCUGCAUCUGCCCGCUGUGCGGCAAGCUGUUCCCCAGCGCCCACGUGCUGCAGCUGCACCUCAGUGCCCACUUCCGGGAGCGGGACGGCAGCCGGGCCCGGCUCUCACCCGAUGGCACCGUGCCCACCUGCCCGCUCUGCAGGAAGACCUUCUCCUGCACGUACACGCUGAAGCGGCACGAGCGCACGCACUCGGGCGAGAAGCCCUACACGUGUGCACAGUGUGGCAAGGGCUUCCAGUACUCGCACAACCUGAGCCGCCACGCCGUAGUGCACACGCGAGAGAAGCCGCACGCCUGCCGCUGGUGUGAGCGUCGCUUCACGCAAUCAGGGGACCUCUACCGCCAUGUCCGCAAGUUCCACUGCGGCCUGGUCAAGUCCCUGCUGGUGUGACACAUCCCUGUCGCCGUGAGGCUAGAGGGGAGGGCGGGACCUCUCCAGUGGGACACCAGGAUGGAGCCCGAGGGACCCGAGCUCGCUCUGUAGGAGCCCCUGAGGCUGGGCCCGCCGGCAGAAAGAGCACUGCUGCCCCGGAACGUGGCCUCAGAUGGGGUGACGCCGAGCCGCCUGGCAGCCCUCCUCCACGCCUUGCCCUCUGCCGCAACUCAUUCCUUCCAGAGCCUGCCCAGACCGAGACUCCGUCCCCCUCCCUGUCCUCCCUGGCCAGUCCCGAGGUGGGUCUGAAGGGCCCAGGCUCCCCCCCCACCGCCCCCCGCCCCCGGGAUGAGAUGAGACGGCACGUGUAUCCUCCGUGUGGAGCUUGCCUGACCCCUCGCCCGCUCGCCCGGGGUGGGGGGUGGGGGCGCCACGCUCCGAGAAGGAUGCUCGUGCCGCAGAUGCUGUCAGUGUGAGUCCCCGACGGGGAGCUCGGAUGAACAGGCCACUCUUGGCGGGUGGCAGUGGGAGCCCCUGCAGGGGAGGCCCCGGGCACAGGGAGAGCCAGCAGGGGCCAGCAGGGCACAGCUGGUAUUACAGGGGGUGCCGGCCCCAGCAGGGACCCCGGGGCGGCGGGAGAACCAGCCAGAAGCUGUGUGGCUCUGGAGCUACGGCCGCCGGGGUGGGAGGUGCGUCCUGCAGAUCCUGGCCUCGCUCGAAGGCGACGCAGAGAAGGCUGGAAUUUGGAAAUGAUUCUCUCUAGAAACAGAAAGAGCCUCUGGAGGUACCAGAUGUCUGCCCGGGCGACAGGCCGUGCCACUUCCCUGCCUGAGCACCGGGUCGGGGCGCCUGGGAAUGCAGAGCCCCGCCUUAAGCAUUAGAGGUCAAUCGUAGGCCUGACCCUGGGGCUCACCUGCCCACCAUUUUGGAGUCUACUCAGAGCUGCUGGUCAUUGCCAGGGCACUGGGGGUGGGGGGGGGCAAAGCCUGCUGUCUUUACCGGGCAGUGUUUGCAGGCUGGGGCUCGGGGGAGGGGCUCUGGGCUGGGGUCACUGCAUGUGAUCCCAGAAUGUGAAUGACGGGCAUUCGUGCUGGGGGCAGGGGUGGGGGCGCCCCCCGCCUCGCCUGCCUUGCCUGCCUGCUCUCAGGGCAGGUCUUGCUGUUGGAACCCAAGAGGGUGGCGGGGGUGGGGCUGCCUCAGCCGCUGGGGGUCCUGCAGGUGGCAGAGCCCCCUGAACGCCUGGGUUCCUCAGACCCGGUGGGCUCUUUUCUGCUGUGACUGGAAGUGGUGCUGAGGUCAGAGUUCAAGUUUAAAUUAUUUUCGUUGCCCCUGACAACACUUGAUGUAUUUAUUGUCUGCCCGGUCUGGAGUGAGAAGACCGUCGGCCUUUGCGGUAGGCGGACGGGCCUCGGCCCUCCCGGUGUGCGGGCAGCAGGCUAGCCCGCGGGCCAGAGAGAGCGGGGCAGGGCCCUCGCCUGUGACUGUCCAGCCCCCGGCCCUCCGCCUCCAGAAGGGCACGCCGUGCCCGUGUUAAGAUUUCCGCGUGUGCACGUGCACGUGCGCGCGCCCGCCUGUGGGCACCUGCGUCCAGCAAAGGCGGGGCCUGCGCCGGACGGGAGCCCCGCCCGCCCCCCAGGAGGCAGCCGGGGAGGUGGCGGCCGCCCUGGUUUUCCCCAAGGGGUUUCCACCAGGGAAGAAAUGUAUUUUCCUGGGGCAGGAAGCCUGCCCUCGGUCAUCAACACUGGAUUCAUUGUCUCGUGCAAACAGUUACUGUGAAGUUCAUGUGCAGAGAAGUGGUCGGCUUUCCAUUGAAUCCCUGACGCCGCUUAGAUGGACAUGUACAUAGAAAUACACGCGUAUAUUUAAGACACUAAUCGUGCGGGCUUGUGUAGCAGGGUGUGUGUAGACAUGUUUCAGGGGGAGCCUGCCUGCCGCGUGGGGUCCUCCCGGGCAGCCCAGCCUCCUGCCCCGCAGUCUGGCGCCGCCCUGCCCCUGGGGGGCGCCUCCGGGCGCACAGAGGACAGUGGCCACGCCUAGCGUUUGGCGGGAGGUGAUGUUUGCAGGCCUGUUUGCUGUGACGGUCCGGAAACAAGCCCUUCUCCGUGUUCACAUCGUCUCGGUGACAGUGGCAAUAAAGCCCAGCGCAGGUGGA
Molecule: messenger RNA, 3793 nt
Organism: Phacochoerus africanus (Common warthog)
Lineage: Eukaryota; Metazoa; Chordata; Mammalia; Artiodactyla; Suidae
Gene: ZBTB42
Product: zinc finger and BTB domain containing 42
Exons: 1
Coding region: 388-1659 (423 amino acids)
Biological process (GO): regulation of transcription by RNA polymerase II
Cellular component (GO): nucleus
Molecular function (GO): DNA-binding transcription factor activity, RNA polymerase II-specific; protein binding; RNA polymerase II cis-regulatory region sequence-specific DNA binding
Source: RefSeq, a predicted model, not a curated record